AUGGCUAUGCGUGCUAGGCAAAAGAUUCGAGCGCCACGAAAGACGCUAGGAAAUAAAAAAGACGAUUUCGAUGCGAUCUGGGGUGUACUUUCAUCAGCCUUCCAUGAGAUACACAUGAAAAAUGCCUCCUCGCUUUCAUUCGAAGAACUAUACCGCAGUUCGUACAAGAUUGUUGUUUUGACGAGCAAGGGCGACAGCUUGUAUGAUAAUGUGAGGGACCUCGAACAAGAAUGGUUAAGUGGGACUGUAUGCCAGCGCAUCGUGUCUUCGGUGUCGCCAGUCCUACUUCUAGAUAUCGAUCCAGCAGAUACCACCGACCAGGCGAACGAGCGCAGGGCUGCGGGCGAGAAACUUUUAAAGGCAAUCAAGAACGCUUGGGAAGAUCAUCAGCUGUGUAUGGGAAUGAUAACGGAUGUGCUUAUGUACAUGGAUCGGAAUACGAGUAGCGGCCAGAAACCAUCGAUCUAUACUGCAUCAAUGUGCCUGUUUCGGGAUCACGUCCUUCGUGCGAUAGCCCCAAAUACAAAAAAGACAUUAUAUAAAAUCUUCGAGUCCACCGUUCUCUUCAUGGUGCAGCUAGAACGAAGUGGCGAGAUCAUUGAUAGACCCUUGAUUCGCCAUUGCAUCUACAUGCUAGAAGGCCUGUAUGAGACGUACGAAGAAGAGGAGUCAUCGAAACUGUACUUGACAGUGUUUGAGCCUGCCUUUUUGGAAAUCAGCAAGGUAUUCUACCGGUCUGAAGGAUCCCGGCUGCUCGAAACUGCCGAUGCAGCUACAUUUUGCCGCACCACCUCAGACCGAAUCUCGGAGGAAGAGGAACGCUGCAAUGCUACGGUGUCCAAGUUUUCGGAGUUGAAGGUUAAAGCAGUCAUCGACGAAGAAUUGAUUCAACGGAAUAUAAGUGAGGUCAUUAAGUUGGAAGGCAGCGGAGUCAGGUAUAUGUUGGAUCACCAUAGAGUGGACGACCUCCGCAACCUAUACGAAUUGAACACUCGAAUCGAUGCAAAAAAGACCGCGUUGACGAACGCAGUGCAAGAGCGCAUAGUGCAGCUAGGCGAUGAGAUCAACGCCGCGGCACUUGCAUUUACCACAGCUGCUCCGUCAAAACCUGAAGAUCGAGAGGGCGUCGCAGAAUCCGAAAAAUCCAAAGAACCAAAAGAAAAGCCCAGCGUAUCUCCAGCAAACCAGCAGACGGUGGCGGCGAUAAAAUGGGUAGAUGAUAUUCUCAAUCUCAAAAAGAAAUUUGACACUAUUUGGGAGCAGGCAUUCUCCUCGGACCGGGGCAUGCACACCUCAUUCACCAAUAGCUUUUCGGAUUUCAUCAACUCUAAUUCUCGCAGUUCUGAAUAUUUAUCCUUGUUCUUUGACGAGAACUUGAAAAAGGGCAUCAAAGGGAAGACAGACGCUGAAGUCGACAGUCUCCUGGAUGACGGAAUCACGCUCCUGCGAUACAUCCGUGACAAGGAUCUUUUCGAGACAUAUUUCAAGAAACAUCUUUCCCGACGACUGCUGAUGAAACGAUCUGUCAGCAUGGAUGUUGAGCGGCAAAUGAUUUCCAAGAUGAAAAUGGAGGUCGGCAACCAGUUCACGCAGCGGCUAGAAUCGAUGUUCAAAGACGUGGCAGUCUCUGAAGAUCUGAGCAAUGGUUAUAGAGCACACAUGGCAAAGAUCGGCUCUGAUUCAAAGAGGAUAGAACUCGAUAUCAGCGUUCUUACAAGCACCAUGUGGCCCAUGGAAAUCAUGUCCAAACCCAAGGACGGUGAGGUCCAGCUCCCCUGCAUUUUCCCCAAGGAGGUGGAAACAGUCCGUCAGAGCUUUGAGAAGUUUUAUCUAGAUAAGCACAGCGGCAGGAAACUGUCCUGGCAAGGUUCCAUGGGCACAGCGGACGUCCGGGCUACAUUCACGCGGUCGGACGGCAAAGUGUCGCGGCACGAGUUGAGCGUGUCUACCUAUGCGAUGGUCAUCUUGCUUCUCUUCAACGAUCUGCCCGCCGAAGAGUCUCUGACGUACGAAGAAAUCCAAGCACGUACGCGCAUUCCAGACAACGACUUGAUCCGCAACCUGCAGUCUCUUGCAGUUGCGCCGAAAACGCGCGUGUUGAAGAAAGAACCGAUGAGCAAGGACGUCAAGCCGACGGAUCGGUUUUUCUAUAAUGCCGGAUUCAAGAGCCAGUUCUUCAAGGUCCGUAUCGGGGUGGUCAGCGGCGGCGGCAACAAGGUCGAGAACCAGAGCGAGCGCAAGGAAACAGAGAAGAAGAUGAACGAGGAACGUGGCAGUACUAUUGAGGCUGCCGUUGUGCGCAUCAUGAAACAACGCAAAAAGCUAGUCCAUGCCCAACUCUUAACUGAAGUCUUGGGACAGUUGGCAAGUCGUUUUGACCCGGAUGUCAGUAUGAUCAAGAAGCGCAUUGAAAGCCUGAUUGACCGCGAAUACCUCGAACGCAUCGCAGACUCUGAUCCUCCAGCAUAUAGCUACGUAGCUUAG
Molecule: messenger RNA, 2484 nt
Organism: Talaromyces rugulosus
Lineage: Eukaryota; Fungi; Ascomycota; Eurotiomycetes; Eurotiales; Trichocomaceae
Exons: 4
Coding region: 1-2484 (827 amino acids)
Biological process (GO): ubiquitin-dependent protein catabolic process; protein ubiquitination
Cellular component (GO): Cul3-RING ubiquitin ligase complex
Molecular function (GO): ubiquitin protein ligase binding
Source: RefSeq, a predicted model, not a curated record